GAUAGUAACUCUUCUACGUCUCUCUCUCUCUACAAUUACUCUUGGAGAGCAUCUCUUUCUAGAAUAUUGAGUAUUGCUGACUUGAGCAUCGGAGUGUUCUCUCCGAAAAAACACCCUCAAGAAUUUCAGGUGUAGAAGCAGCUGAGGACUUCAAUAGUAUUGGACCACAAAGCUGCCCAAACAAUGGCUAUGGUGCUUUGUCACUCCCCAUAUCUGUUAGGUACAUUUAAAGAACUAAUUUAUAAGACAAAAAUUACUUACCAGUACAUUCAAUCUUGGUUAAAAAUUUGGACUAUUUUUCAAUUUGUGCCUGUCAUCCUUGUCCAAUUUUAACAUGUACAUAAGCAUAAGCUUUUCCUUCUACAUGCUCACUCAGAACAACAUAAAUUGCAAAUUGUUUCGCAAAAAGAGCAGACUCGCCCGCCCAACAUGGAACAACUCACCCAAACGGAGAACAGAUUGAAAUCCUUUGAGGAUGGAGACUGCUUUCCAACCGCGACCACAACCAAGCCACUGAUACAAAGGGUUACGCACAUACUACUACGAGACAAUGAGGAUUUCCAACGGUACUUCAAACCAAUUUCUGUUGCAUUCGGUCCCCUCCACCAUGACCAUAGUCCUGAUUCAAAACUCCAAAGAGGUGAGAAGAGCAAGCUACAAAUGGCGGCAAAGUUCAUCAAGUAUAGUGGGAAGGAGAAGGAAGACUUCUACACAAAAAUCAAGGAGAACAUUAAUAGCUUGAGGGAGUGCUAUGACAGCAAGGAGAUAAAGACAUGGUGUGAUGAGUGCUUGGCCUGGUUGUUCCUUAUGGAUGGUUGCGCAGUGUUGUUCUUCAUACUCCAUGAGGCCACUGACAAUCUGGACAAACUUGGAGCUAAGGAUGAUCUGCUCGCAUAUGUGAAGAUGGAUUUGUUCUUGCUUGAGAACCAACUACCGUACCAACUGCUUCAGAUAUUGAUGAACCUUUGCACUCGAGUUCCUCCUCUUUGUAAUCCCCAGGAUGAAAAAUAUAAAAAUAAAUCUGCUGCCGAGAUAUUGAAGGCGUCCAUCACCGCCUUCAUCAAUAAGAAUGCCAUGAGUCUAUUUGGGCAGGAGCAGCCUAUAAAAAAUUCAAAACAACAGCAGCAGCAGCAGCAAGAACAGCAAACAGCAGCAGCAGCAACAACAACAACAACAGAAAUAAGGAUUGAUACUCAACAAGAUGAACCUGCUCAUCUUCUGGAACUAUUGUGGAGAAGAAUGACCAAAUCAGAGAAAGAUAAGGAAUCAGAUGGAACCAUAAGUAAGCUCCUGAAAAAGUUGUGCCCUUGCAGUGAAAAGGGAUCAGAUGGAACCACGAGCAAGGGCAUUUCUUCUAACAGCAAUUCUGGUGAUAAGAAAAGAAAUUGGAGGCCCACAUUUCGAAGCGUAAAAGAGCUGAAUGAAAAGGGGAUUUGGCUUAAAGUUAGCAAUUCAAGCAGUAUCGAGGGCAUUUCCAGUGUCGAGGACAUUUCCAGUAUCGAGAACAUUUCUUUCCAAGAAUAUUUCUUCUGGGCAACCCUAAAGCUGCCUCCCAUCACCGUGGACAACUUCACUUGGCCCAAGUUGAUGAACUUGAUAGCGUACGAGAUGUGUCCAGAUUUCAAAAACAGCUUUAAGAUCAGCUCCUAUGUGUCCUUCCUUGACUCCUUGAUUGAUCAAAGGGAGGAUGUGAAGCUAAUGAGAGACGCCAAUGUGCUGUACAACGGACUAGGAAGUGACAAAGCCGUAGCGUUGCUGUUCAACAAGAUCAGCAAAAACCUGGUGUCGGAUUUUUGGCUGCAGCACUCCGAUUUGAAACAUCAAAUCCAAGCACACUGCAACAACAAUUUUGCCACCUCCAUGGCUCAACUCUAUCACAUCUAUUUCAGGAGCCCCUGGAGCAUAUUGGUCUUCUUCGGUGCCCUGCUGGGUCUUGGUUUGACAGCUAUGCAGACUUAUGAGGCCUACUAACAGUAUCCACCUCCGCCAGGUCCAUUCU
Messenger RNA from Rubroshorea leprosula, 1999 nucleotides. Lineage: Eukaryota; Viridiplantae; Streptophyta; Magnoliopsida; Malvales; Dipterocarpaceae. The record is from the annotation of a GenBank genome assembly.